This is a messenger RNA of Poecilia latipinna (sailfin molly), 2801 nucleotides long. RefSeq names its product DNA topoisomerase Ia (gene top1a). Gene Ontology annotation, biological process: DNA replication; DNA topological change; chromosome segregation. Gene Ontology annotation, molecular function: DNA topoisomerase type I (single strand cut, ATP-independent) activity; DNA binding. NCBI's taxonomy places the organism in Eukaryota, Metazoa, Chordata, Actinopteri, Cyprinodontiformes, Poeciliidae. Gene Ontology annotation, cellular component: chromosome; nucleolus. The coding region runs from base 134 to 2380 and encodes 748 amino acids. The record is from RefSeq and is a predicted model, not a curated record. The transcript has 21 exons.
UCAGUGUACUACUGGGACUUUACCUCUUACACAAUCCUAUCUUUUCUUCAUUCUGCUUACAUCCAGCUCGUGUGCAGUUAUCUAGUCGUUUCUCACUUUUUAAUUUUGUUUUUAAACAUAGAAGGCCUAGGAAAUGAGUGGGGACCAUUCCCAUAACGAGGACCAGAUCGACUAUGCCUCUCGGGUCAAUGACUCCCAUAAGCAUAAAGACAAGUACAAAGACAAGGAAUAUAAACAUAAGGAACACAAGAAAGACAAGGAACGGGAGAAGUCGAAGCAUGGCAACAGUGACCACAAGGACCUGGAGAAAAAGUCCAAGGAAAAGGAGAAAAUGAAGCACAAAGAUGGCAACAAAGACAAGCACAAAGAAAAGAGGAAAGAGGAGAAGGUGAAGCCCUUUGAUGGUAAAAUCAAGAAAGAAAAGGAAAACGGCUUUGCCAGCCCACCACAUGUGAAGUCUGAGCCAGCUGACGAUUACCACUCUCCUAAAUACCAGAAGUCUCUUAAAAGAGAGCGAGACGAGGAUUACGAAGCUGAAUUCAAGCCUAAAAAGAUAAAGACUGAAAACGAUAAGAAAGCCAAGAAAAGGAAACAAGAGGAUGAGGAUAUUAAGUCCAAGAAAACCAAAAGUAAAAAAGGAGAAGCUGCUGAUGGGAAGAAGAAAGCAAAGCAAGAACCAGAGGAGAAGUGGAAAUGGUGGGAAGAGGAGAGGUACACGGACGGCGUCAAAUGGAAGUUCCUCGAACACAAAGGCCCAGUGUUUGCUCCGCCCUACGAACCCCUGCCUAGCAAUGUCAAGUUUUAUUAUGACGGUAAACCCAUGAAGCUGAGCCCAGAAGCAGAGGAAGUGGCUACGUUCUUCGCCAAAAUGUUGGACCAUGAGUACACUACCAAGGACAUCUUCCGUAAAAAUUUCUUUAAGGAUUGGAGAAAGGAAAUGACUUCUGAAGAGAAGUCCACAAUCACAGACCUGAAGAAGUGCAACUUCUCUGAGAUGAGCGAGUAUUUUAAGGCUCAGUCUGAGGCCAGGAAAGCCAUGACAAAAGAACAAAAACAGAAAAUAAAAGAAGAAAACGAGCGGCUGCUGCAGGAGUACGGCUUCUGCAUCAUGGACAACCACAAAGAGCGCAUCGCAAACUUCCGCAUCGAGCCGCCCGGCCUGUUCCGCGGCCGGGGAGACCAUCCCAAAAUGGGAAUGCUGAAACGCCGCAUCCGGCCUCAGGACAUCAUCAUAAACUGCAGCAAGGACUCGAAGUACCCCACACCGCCUCCAGGCACUAAAUGGAAAGAAGUUCGCCAUGACAACAAGGUGACUUGGUUGGUUUCAUGGACAGAGAACAUCCAAGGUUCCAUCAAGUACAUCAUGCUGAACCCCAGCUCCAGAAUCAAGGGAGAGAAAGAUUGGCAGAAAUACGAAACAGCUCGGCGACUGAAGAAGUGUGUGGACCGCCUCAGAGCGCAGUAUCGGGAAGACUGGAAAUCCAAGGAGAUGAGGAUCAGACAAAGAGCCGUGGCGCUUUACUUCAUUGACAAGCUGGCUCUGAGAGCAGGAAAUGAGAAGGAGGAAGGGGAGACGGCGGACACGGUGGGCUGCUGCUCGCUGAGGGUGGAACAUCUCAAACUGCACCCAGAAAGCGAAGGUCAGGAGUUUGUGGUGGAGUUCGACUUCCUGGGUAAAGACUCGAUCCGCUACUACAACAGAGUCCCUGUGGAGAAAAGAGUGUUCAAGAACCUUCAGUUGUUCAUGGAAAACAAAGAACCCGACGAUGACCUCUUUGAUCGUCUAAAUACUUCUAUCCUGAACAAACAUCUCCAGGAGCUGAUGGACGGCCUCACAGCUAAAGUUUUCCGUACUUACAACGCCUCAAUCACCCUGCAGCAACAGCUGAAGGAACUCACUAACGCGGACGACAACAUUCCAGCCAAGAUCCUGUCCUACAACAGGGCCAACAGAGCCGUGGCCAUCCUGUGUAACCAUCAGAGAGCUCCCCCAAAGACAUUCGAGAAGUCUAUGCAGAACCUGCAGACCAAGAUCGACGCCAAGAAGGAUCAGCUUUCUGAUGCCAAGAGGGAACUGAAGAGCGCCAAGGCCGACGCCAAAGUACGGAGAGAUGAGAAAUCCAAAAAGGCAGUAGAAACCAAGAGAAAGGCGGUUCAGAGGAUAGAGGAGCAGCUGAUGAAGCUGGAGGUUCAGGCAACCGAUCGCGAAGAGAACAAGCAGAUCGCCCUCGGCACUUCCAAACUCAACUAUUUGGACCCGCGCAUUUCUGUGGCUUGGUGUAAGAAGUGGGGCGUUCCCAUCGAGAAGAUCUACAAUAAAACUCAGCGCGAGAAGUUUGCUUGGGCUAUCGACAUGGCUGACGAAGACUAUGAAUUUUAAAUCCCAAUUUAUUUAUCUACGACAAACUUUUUUUUAUUGAAUACUUGUGUUUUUUAGCCUUCAUAAAUUUUGCUCAAUGGCCAGAAACCGACGAGGAAUUUUAAAAGUUUGUGCAGGGAAAAAUAAACACAUGGAAGAAAUGAGGCCAUUUUUGACAGAUUUUUGUGGAUAGCCCAAAACAAAAACAACAAAAAAAAAAAUCAUCUGAUCCAACGUCAGAUAAUGAAACUGAACUGCAUCCACGAUGGAGAGUCCAGGGCGUAGUCCCAGUAAUUUGAAGACUCCUAGACUGGUAUUUUUAUUUUUUUUUCUCUCCGUCCCUCCUCAGGGACAAAACUUGACAGCGCUUUGAAUUCUGUGGUCCUAUCGCUACUGUGUUACGCAAAAAAAGAAAAAGACUAAAACAAAUAACAACCUGAAA